GUUAACACAAGACACUGGUCUGUUUUAAUGCCCUGCUUGUUAGCUGUUAAAUAGUCACAUAUGAAGAAAACAUACUGGAGGUAUAUAUUGACUAUUUAAACAAACUAGCAAACAGUCACUGUGCUCAAAGCUUUCUUUAUGAAGAAGAAACCGCAAGUAUAUAUAACAGGAACUGUAUUUUUAAUUAAAAAAAGAGAACAUUUACAGUGAGCGCAACUUUCUGACAGCUCUCCAAAGCAGGGCAUUGGCAAGAUUCAAUUAAGAUGGUUUCAACAAAGCCUUCUGUCAGUGUGAACCACAGCUUAGAGUCCUCCCCAAACGACACUUUCCUGGACUCAGACUUCCGCUACACCCUCUUCCCUGCUUUCUACAGUGUGGUGUUUGCAGUCGGGUUGGCAGCCAAUGCAUAUGCCCUCUAUGUCCUGCAUCACAUGCGAGAGUCCAGGGCCAUGAAUGAGAUGCGUAUCUACAUGACCAACCUGACUGUGGCAGACCUAUUUUUCAUCUGUGUGCUUCCCUUCUGGAUUAGCUAUUACAGUAAUCGUGGCAACUGGAUCUACUCAGACAUUCUGUGCCGCAUUAGUGGCUCAUUGUUCUUCAUCAACACCUACUGCUCUGUUCUCUUCCUCACCGUCAUCAGCAUCAAUCGCUACUGGGCUGUGACUCGGCCAUUGGUGGCAGCUUCCUCUGACUGCUGGAAGCGUGGUGCCAUAACCUCAGUGAUAGUCUGGGCUGUUACCCUAGCAGCAGCAACUUAUCAGCUUGCUGAGCCUGGGAUCCAGGAAGACAAGCACGCAAAUGUCUCACGAUGCUUUGAGGGCUAUCAGAACAAAAAUUCUGAAUCCAAGCUCCCUGUUGUGGUUAUCCACUUCAUCAUUAUUGGCCUGUUCUUUACAGUCUUCCUCCUUGUGGUGUUGUGCAAUGUGCUUAUCGCUUGCACCCUCUUAGCACAGCCCAUUAGUCAGCCACGACCCAGUACAGGAAGACGGCCCCAUGGUACCAAACGUCGCGCCUUGAGGAUGCUGUGCGCAGUUGUAGGCGUGUUUGUAAUUUGUUUUGUUCCUCAUCAUAUAGUACAAGGACCCUGGACACUGGCUGUUCUGAAGAUGACCGAUUGGAGUAAGAAAACCCUGCAGUUUCUGAAUGAUGCUCACCAAGUUACGCUGCUCCUCAUGGGCUUGAACUGUAUUCUGGACCCAAUUGUAUACUGCUUUUCCACCAGAAAGUUCCGCAUGUACAUCCAAGGUCACCUGAAGAAAGUGAAGCAGAGGAAAAUCUGCUCCAACCAGACCAGCACCACAGGUUUGUCUAUGAAAAUCAGGAAUCAGAGUGAAGAACUGAGUGUCUUUGAACAGAAGGAGUAGCAGAGAUUUGAAAGACCUCAAACAACCUGUCACAGCAAGCUGUUUUUGUUUACGGUCUGUGACACCAGGCAAAAACUUUUUUCAGAUGAGGUGUAAAAAAUGAGCCUUCAUCUGGGAUUAGAAGGAAUUUCAGGUUUUUAUUCAGAAGUUAGAAAUAAAUUCCCACUGGGAUCACUAUCAGCAGGUAGUCAAACAGCAUUGUGGGUAGUGUAGGAAACUGUAAACCCAAGUAUAAAUAGAAAAGCAAGUCGAUGACAGAAGUUUAAACUGAAAAGCUCAACUCAGUAUUUCAUUACAAACAAAAUCUUGGACAAUAUUGAAGAUCACAUGUUAAUUAAAAAGACUCAGGUUGAAUUUUUACUUGAGCCAAGUGGCUUAUGGCUAAUUUCAUAAUUACGUGGGCACUGUCCAAAAGAAAUCACAGGAUUUCAUUGACCUGGAAGUGGAGGUUGAACCCAUCUUUAUUUCAGCAUGUAAAAUAUCAGCAGUCAUGGUAAUCAAGUCAAGUUCAGUCAGGUUCUGGACUUCCCUGUUUCUCUGAAUUUCACAAUGUUUCAUUGGGCAAGUUUGUGUUCCUCAAAAGACAGGAAGUACAGGAUGUGGUUCACAUCAUCAGUGCUCUACCAUGUUUGCAUUUCCCUGAAUCAUCCACUAAUUUUAAAGGGUUUUAAUCAGGUAGAUUUUAUAAUAGUGAAGUUGUAAAGAUGGUUGCUCGGUGUGCAGACUGGGAAUAAUUGUGGAUCGUGCAUGUUUGUAGGUUUGUCACAGGAUGUAUAUGAUGUUUGUGUCUCAAGUUAUGGAAUGAAACAAUUGAAGUAUAACACAGAGCUGUACUUUAUUUCAUGUCAUAUGCAUGCACUUUGGUUAUGAUGAAAUACUGGAUGUCUUGCCACAUUAAUUCAAAACAUGCUUGUUAACAAGUACAGAAGUUUGUACAUCAGUGCUUUAAAUGUUUGGUAUAAAUCCAAAUAGAAAUUACUAUUACUACUGUAGU
This is a messenger RNA of Neoarius graeffei (lesser salmon catfish), 2358 nucleotides long. RefSeq names its product platelet-activating factor receptor (gene ptafr). The transcript is spliced from 2 exons. Bases 264 to 1364 code for a protein of 366 amino acids. Gene Ontology annotation, cellular component: membrane. The record is from RefSeq and is a predicted model, not a curated record. Gene Ontology annotation, molecular function: G protein-coupled purinergic nucleotide receptor activity; platelet activating factor receptor activity. Gene Ontology annotation, biological process: chemotaxis; G protein-coupled receptor signaling pathway. Lineage: Eukaryota; Metazoa; Chordata; Actinopteri; Siluriformes; Ariidae.